Messenger RNA from Nilaparvata lugens (brown planthopper), 6673 nucleotides. Its product is annotated as transcriptional regulator ovo. Lineage: Eukaryota; Metazoa; Arthropoda; Insecta; Hemiptera; Delphacidae. Bases 319 to 3213 code for a protein of 964 amino acids. Gene Ontology annotation, biological process: regulation of transcription by RNA polymerase II; epidermal cell differentiation. Gene Ontology annotation, molecular function: DNA-binding transcription factor activity, RNA polymerase II-specific; RNA polymerase II cis-regulatory region sequence-specific DNA binding. The transcript is spliced from 12 exons. Gene Ontology annotation, cellular component: nucleus. The record is from RefSeq and is a predicted model, not a curated record.
AAUUCAUCGGCCAGUCUAGCUGGAGGAAGCGUGGAAAGUGGAUGUACGACGUAACAGUUGUUUGGUACUGAUCUCCCUUGGAUAACUGACUACUAACCGUUACUUCUGUUUGAUUUCGAUCAACUCAGUGUUAUUUUUGUUGUGUUUGUGACUUGAGUAUCCCAAAUUUCAGUGUUGUGUCGGUACCAACCCCCUGUGACAAUGUUGACAGUCGGUGGAGUGUCCAGUGGUCGACCAGUUGACAACAUUCUGUACUACUUCGAGUGACUGUUGUCAGUGUGACAGUGUCUUUGUUAGUUGUUGUGAACCGGCCUCAGUAUGCCUAAAAUAUUCCUGAUCAAAAAUCGGCUGCAUUUGCAGCAGCUAAAACUGCUGGAGUCGCAGAAAAAUCGCGAGGAAUCGUCGCCGACUCUAUCGCCUCCCGGAUCGCCGCUGAGCGACUCACAGCCGCUAUCGCUCAUCGUUAACCGAUCAGACGACGACGCUAGAGGAAGUGGGGGAGCAAGGGGGGACAGAUGCCCUCAGGCGCCACGACGCUUCAUUUCGUCGAUUUUGGGGGGUGAUGUCCCCUAUGCGGGGCACAGCCAUCACAUUCUCACUUCGGCCGAGAAGAAGGAGUACGUCCUUCCGAAACCACCCUCUUCACCCUCGCCCCCACCACCCGUUCCAGUGGUGCCAGUACCCGACAAACAGCUAUCGCCAUCCUGCGAGGGAGAGAGGGAGAACAAGAGAGAGGCGCCGCGAUGCCAGCCAGUCUCUGUGAUCCAGAGGACGCCCGCCCCCGGCCCCCCUGCGCCUGCACCUGCACCCCUUCUGCCUCCGCCUGCUGCCCCACCGGUCACAAAACCGCCCCCGUCUCCGAGUUCGCCACCUUCUCAUUUGUUGGUGCAGGAGCCGGAACAGGAGGCACCCAUCGACUACCACGUCCCGAAGAAGGAGGCGGCAGUCGCCGUUCCCGCAAGCGGUAGCGGCACCGCAGGCGGCGGCGGGAAAGCGGAAGCGGACGAACUUUUACGACAGAGACACCGCCUAGCGCUGGCGAUUAGACGCCAGCAUCACCUGAUUUUGGCGGCGGGCAGACGACGGGAACUGACCGGUGCUUUGACCGGAACACCGGGGGUAAAUCUGGAGUUGAACGGUAGACGGCGGGAGCUAACCAAUGCGUUAGUUCCGGGUGUGAACCGGGGUCCAUCGCGGGAGUUGCCUGGUGCGGUGCGGACAAUGUCUGGUGCUCCGCAUAUUCUGAUGGCGGCCGCGGGACACAGUCGCACCGGAGCGGGAGGCGGCGGAAGUGGCGGGAGCGGACAGGGUGGAUCUUCGCAGGGCGGUUCGCGCGGGUCUGCGGGACAUUCGUACGGCGGUGGUGGUGGUGGAGGUCUAAGCUCAGGCAGCGCCUCGGGCUCGAUGGGCGGCGCUUCAGGGGGCGGCGGCGGCGGCCUGAACCCCGGAGGCGGUGGUAACGGAGGUGGCGGCAAGUCCAACUACGGCCCCAGCAGCCCGCCAACCGGCUCACUGCCCCCGUUCUACGAGAGCCUCAAGGGGGGCGGUGCCCUGCCCGCGGGCUAUCCCCUGCCGCCUCCACAGGGGGGCUAUCAGUACCAGUCACUGUUGUCGGCCCCCCUGCCAAUGGACUGCGACACGGGGCAGACGGCCGUCGAUCUGCACACCAAUGGCUACAACCCGACUGCAGGCGUCGAUGUGCCCCCCAAACAGUACUCGCUGCUGCAGAACGUGUGCGCUACCUAUGGAAUCAUGAUGAAGGAGGAGGAAGAGGAGGAACUGAACAACUAUGUGAAGGAUAACGGUGGGUUCUUGCCCUAUGAUGACGUCAUGGUGGAUGCCGUGACUGGAGCAGUCGUGGACCCCCUUCAGUUCACGGCAACCCUUACGUUUUCCGGUGCCGCAGAUCACAAUGCCUUACUGGAGAGUUUGUCUGAUGAACUGUUCCUAAGGGAGCAACCAGGUGAAACCAUCCCACCGCCCAUAGAACCCUCGGUCAACCCUUUCCCCGAACACCGCGCGGUCUGCUAUGACACACCCUCAUCCUCAACCACCCCCACCUCCUCCUCCUCCUCGACUAUGACCUCAUCAAGGGGAGGCCUCCCCUCCUCCUCGGCCUCCUCCUCCACCUCCACCUCCUCCUACCGCAGCCUGCCUCCUCCCCCCGGCUACAACGAGCUGGCCAAGGAGCGAGCUGAGUUGGCGCUGCAUCUUAGCGCCGCUGCUUCGGCUGCAGCUGAUGAGCCCUCGCAUCAGAUGCAGCAGCUGCAGAUACAGGUGCAGUUGCAGCAACAACAUCAGCAGCAUCACAGCAUGCAUCAGGCGCAGCAUCAGAAUGAUGUCAAGGGAGGCUCUCUUCUCUCUCCAGGCCUAUCUUCACUGGAGUUGGACUCGAGCACAAGCAUGUCCCUCCCCUCCCCUGCUUCCUGCAGUCUGGACGGAACCGGCUCUCUCUCUCCCCCUCCCGGUGGAGAUAUUGCCUCCAUUCCAUCCCUCCAGGUCAGGGUUGGAGUGCUACAGCAAAGGCUGGGUCUCCCAGGCGACGUAGCGCUGGAAUUCGUGAACGGCGGUCACGGCAUCAAAAACCCGCUAGCCAAUCACGACCCGGUUGUGCCCGCGGGGAGCGGAGCCACGCCCUCCUCCCUGCUAGCCCCGCCUCCCGCCUCCUCGGCUGGCCCCGCCCCCGAGAAGAUGGAGGCCGCCGAUGUGAAGCCGCCUCGCUGUGAAUCGAGCGGUCGCUUUCAGUGUCACCUGUGCAGCAAGACAUUCAGCCUGCAGCGGCUGCUAAAUCGGCACAUGAAGUGUCACAGUGAUGUCAAACGCUAUCUGUGCACCUUCUGUGGAAAGGGCUUCAACGACACCUUCGACCUCAAGAGGCACACUCGCACGCAUACCGGCGUGAGACCCUACAAAUGCAACCUUUGCGAAAAGUCAUUCACUCAGAGGUGCUCUCUCGAGUCUCAUUGCCUCAAGGUGCACGGCGUCCAGCACCAGUAUGCCUACAAGGAACGGAGAACAAAGAUGUACGUGUGUGAAGAAUGUGGCCACACAACCAACGAGCCUGAGGUGCACUACAUUCAUCUGAAGGACAACCAUCCCUACAGUCCUGCCCUUCUCAAAUUCUACGAUAAGCGCCACUUCAAGUUCACGAAUUCAAACUUCGCCAACAUGCUUCUCCAGUCUCAUGGUCUCCAGUUGGGUAAAGUCCAGUAAUGGUUCGGAUCCCACCAGUCGACAACCUAGCAAGUAAAACGUUUUCCUAUUGGCUCUUCAAGUCUCAUCUCCGAAACGGCGGGAAACGUUUUUAAAGUGGUCGAUAAGUAAACUCAGUUUAUCUUGAUGUCAAAUGUGAAUUUGCCAAAGAAUAAAUCAAUGUUUUUAAAAACUUCAAAAUUUUAUCAAAGUUUAUAACUUACCAUGUUAAUGUCUGACAUAAUUUUGCCGAUUAGCAUUCAAUGUCAAACAUGAUUAGUAAAAUAGGAAAUCCAUGUUUUUCGACAUUGCAAAAUGCUAUAAAAGUUUAUAACUUAUCAUGCUAAUGUCGAACAUAAUAAUUUUGCCAAAUAGUAUAGUCAAUGUUUAUUUUCUUUCAAAAAUGGUAUCCAAGUUAUAACUGAACUCUACUAAAUAAGGAUCUAAAUAAGAAUUCAAUGUUUUUCGACAUUGCAAAAUGCUAUAAAAGUUUAAAACUUAUCAUGCUAAUGUCGAACAUAAUAAUUUUGCCAAAUAGUAGUCAAUGUGUAUUUUCUUUCAAAAAUGGUAUCAAAGUUAUAACUUAACUCUACUUUCACAAACUAGUUAAAUUGAUAGAAAAAUGUAUGAUCUAGUUACUAUAGUAUAGGAUCUAGAUUGGGGAAAUUAUAUUCUUGUAAUCGUAGUACAUUAAUACUAAGAGACAAAACUAUAUUGAAUUAUUACAAAUUUGAUAUCUUACUGACAAAAUAUGAGAUAUUUUUCGAAAAAAUAAUAAUUAUAUAGAGACAAAAUCAAGUGAAAAAACGAUAAGAUCUUGAUUUAUUACAAAUUUAAUCUAAACUGACAAAAUAUAAUAUAUAUUUUUUCAUAAAUGUAAACGAUAUACUGUAGUGAGUUCGAGAAAAUUACUUUUAUGUAGUGCUACUGAAAUCUCAAUAUUAAUAAACGGUUCUCAAGAACGUUCAUAGCCGAGUGAGGCUCGGAUGUCCAAUCUGACCCAGGAUCAGCUAGUUAAUUAUGGUUAGCGCAGCUCAGAUCAAUUUAAUUACAAUUAAUUUUCCAAAUAAAUCCAUCCGUCAAAGCAAGCUUUUCAAGCAUAGUAUGAAGACUGCAUGUUUAUUAGUGGAUAAACGUUAUAUUUAAUAAAUUAUGUAGUUUGUAUUAUUUUCGAUCGGUAAGGAGGGAAAAUGUAAUAAUAUUAGUGUCAAUGAAAUAAUGAAAUGUUAAAUAAAAAAAUUAUGACAAGAUGAGAGAUGGGAGUUCUUAAUACAACAUGUUAAAUACUAUAAAAUAUGACUUAUAAAAUACUAUGACAGAUAUCAAUGUAUCAAAAUGUUGUCAAAUAUAGCAUCACUAGCAGGACACCUGUGCUUCGCUACGGGAAUUAAAAGAUAAUAUCAUUUUUCGAAAUAAUUUAAACUCGGAAAGCAACAAGGAUAUCCAUUAUUUUUUCGUGCACUGAUAUCAAAGUUCUUCUCCAAAAAUAUUCAUUUCUACAAGUCUCAACACAUCCAAAUGAUUACAGCCUGAUUCCCAUUAAUUUACUUUCAUCUAGUGAAACAGAUGAAAUAUCACAUGAGAAUAUCACAUAAAAUAUCACUUUCUUCAUAUCACAUGAGAAUGAAUGAAGCAAAACCUUUUUUAAUAUAAAUUGGAAAAAUAUUAAUAGUACCAGUAGUUCAUGUCGUUUAAAAACAUUAAAUAAUGCAAUAAUUCUUCAUUCAUGAUUUUUUCCUCCAUGUUUCACAAUAUUUUUUCCAACAGAUACUGUUGAGUGUGGCAAAUAAUUUAGUAAAUUUUAUUUCAUUUGAUAUGAUCAUGAACUUGGUAAUCAUGAACUUUGCUGACAAUAUUUGUUUUCAAAAGAUUUGACAGAGUGUGGCAUAAUUUUUGGAAACUUCAUUUCAUUUUAAAGUACCUAUCAUAAAUUUUGUAAACAUAAAUUUUGCCCUCAAGAUACCGUUCAAUCAUCCAGAGCUCUUCUUACCUAAAUCCGUGGAUUUUAUCAUGGUAACAAGACUAAAUUUUCCCAACUAAUAAUUUUCAGUACUGGAUUUGUUUUUGAUAGUGUUAAAUUUUGAAUAAAUUUUAAAUAAAAAAUUUGGGAGAAGACAGUUUUGGGCUAUGCCUGUUGUCUUCUCCCAAUCAUAUUAUAAUUAUGAUCUGUAAUUGCCAAUAGAAUAAAUAAAUGAAUAAUGAAUAAUGUUACUAAAUAGAUCUGUUUUCGAUUUUAUCAUGUAACGAGGCUAGAUUUUUCCAACAACUGAUAAUGUUUAGUGCUGGAUUAUUGUAUUUGAAUGGUGGGCUAUGAAGAAGGAAAAGUAUAAUAUUACUAAAUUAUCAAUAUACUCAUAUAGAGGAGAACAAAACAAAGCUGUAAAUAUAAUACUAUUAUGUAGAUCGAAUGUAAGGAAUAAACUUAAGUUUACAAUAUUGUGCAAUUUUAAUUUAAUAUUUUGAUAUAAGGUUUCGGAUUUGGGGUUUUCUGACUAUAGACUGGGAAACCGAAGAAUACAUAACUGUAGUCAGUGGAUAAUCCAGUAAUAUGUAUCACGACUGUAGGCGUUGAAUACUGAAAAUCACAGAGUUAAUUCUUUCACUUGUAUAAAUUAGAUAACGUUUUAUAAGUAUGAUUGUUGUAUGUUAUUAUAUUAUGUUUCUGUUUAUAUUGUUAAGUGUGUAGACGUAGAGUGUUGAUAUUUUCCGAAUUACUUUCGUUCUUAUUUAUUUUUGUGCUUAUAAUAUGCAUUCAGAGAUGUGAAUUAUUUUUGAACACUAUUUGGUUUUGGAUCUACUGCAGUAUAUCUAUAUACUGGGUUGGGAAAGACAUUGAAUCUCCUCAUAUUAUAGAUAUAGAUAUAUUUUUUCCCAUAGUCCUUGUAUCAGUGGUUUGGAAAUUAUAUAUUUAUAUUUAUCCAGUGUGAAUGACUUAAAAGGCAGUUGAUAUAGAUUUAUAGAUAUAACUUAAUUUCUUCAAGUAUCAGUUUUGUUUCUUCUUAGUUAAUAUCUAUUUAAAAAAAACUGAGUUAACUCGAAAAUUGUAGCUUGUUGUUGGUUGAAGGCUAUUUCUUGAAACAAUUAUUUCAAAUUCAACCCAAAAUGAUGAAUUUUCUAAUAAAUGUUUCACAUUGGAAUGAUCUCUGUUGUUUCAUCCUUAAACGUUGUAGUGCUAAUAGGAUAAAUAAUUUCGUUUGGCUCUUUUUAAUAAUUUUUCACGCAUAAUCUAAUUUUGUUUCUGUGAUAGUCAUUUAUUUUUAUUUCAUAAGUAUCCAUUGAUUUUGGUUUGGUUUUGAACAGAAAAACAAUAUUUUUAUGUAUACUGAGAUGAUCCUCUGUAACUUGUGUUGUAGAAAAUUUGAAUAUUUUUUGUAAAGUGUGAUUCAUCGCCAACUGUCAGUGUUGAAUGAAUUAGAUGCGGUACUGUUUUCUUAUGAGAAAUGCUGACAGAAUUUUGUGAAUCUCACCAGGAAGGAACGGG